UAUAUAUCGCGGCGGCGGCUGCUGGGGAAUGGGGUCAGACUGCGGUGCAUGUCCCUGAAUCGUACGCUCCUCUCCUUGGUGCGGAGUUCCUUGGGUCCUGGGUCCAUUGUGUCCCGUCCCAAGGUUCGCUGCAUCCUGGGUCCCCCACCCUUUCCACCGGCUCGCCAAGCUCCCUGACCUUAACGUCUGCAGAACGAAAUAGGCACAAUCAUGAAUGUUUCAGAGGAAACAGAGGAGCUGCUCCAGCCCUACGACUUCGAGGUGUCACAGGACAUGAGACCCUUUUUGGAGGAGUACUGGGCAGUCUCAUUCCCCAUAGCUUUGAUCUACCUACUGCUCAUCUUUGUGGGGCAGAACUACAUGAAGGCACGGAAGGGCUUCAACCUACAAAGGCCUCUCAUCCUUUGGUCCUUUUGCCUUGCGAUCUUCAGUAUCCUGGGGACAAUGAGGAUGUGGGCCUAUAUGGGGGCCUUGGUACUUAGGGAGAGCCUAAAGCAAACUGUAUGCUUCACCUCCUUCCUCGAAGAUUCCAUAGUCAAAUUCUGGUCCUGCCUCUUUGUUCUCAGCAAGAUCAUUGAACUUGGAGACACAGCCUUCAUCAUCCUUCGUAAGCGGCCGCUCAUCUUUGUGCACUGGUUCCACCACAGCACAGUGCUAGUGUUCUCGAGCUUUGUAUUCAAGAACAAGGUGGCUGCAGGAGGCUGGUUCAUGACCAUGAACUUUGGUGUGCAUUCCAUCAUGUAUACCUACUACACUCUGAAGGCUGCCAAAGUGAACUCCCCUGGGUGGUUUCCCAAGCUCAUCACCAGCCUGCAAAUCCUGCAGAUGAUUAUGGGGACUGUUGUCGUCAUCCUGGCUUACACCUGGACACACGAAGAUGGAUGCCACACUACAAUGGAACACUUCUUCUGGUCCAUCGUCUUGUACGUGGCCUAUUUCUUCCUCUUUGCUCACUUCUUCUACCAUACCUACAUAAUGCCCAAAGUUAAAGCCAAGACCAAGAGCGAGUAAAAGUUUGGAGAAAAAAGAAGCUGCAGGGUCUCUCUUCCCCAGGGCACUGAGGGGCAUGGUUUAGAUCUGGGAGAAUGAUUAGGUUGUAUCCCCCAAGGUGGCAGGUAGUUAUAACAGACAGGAAACACAAACACUAGGAAGGGGGUGUGAUCUAGUACUUUGAUGUAUCUGUUUUUAAUGUGAGGGCCAAGCAGGCCUGGGGAUUGGGCUGUGACUGAGGAUCUCCAGAGCUGAGUUAUUUAUAUUUAUAUACAGAAACCUUCCUCUUCUUGCUUUAUUUUUAAAUUAAAUAUUUCAUCAAGAUUU
Molecule: messenger RNA, 1317 nt
Organism: Artibeus jamaicensis (Jamaican fruit-eating bat)
Lineage: Eukaryota; Metazoa; Chordata; Mammalia; Chiroptera; Phyllostomidae
Gene: ELOVL3
Product: ELOVL fatty acid elongase 3
Exons: 4
Coding region: 211-1011 (266 amino acids)
Biological process (GO): sphingolipid biosynthetic process; fatty acid elongation, monounsaturated fatty acid; very long-chain fatty acid biosynthetic process
Cellular component (GO): endoplasmic reticulum membrane
Molecular function (GO): fatty acid elongase activity
Source: RefSeq, a predicted model, not a curated record